Messenger RNA from Ceutorhynchus assimilis (cabbage seed weevil), 330 nucleotides. Lineage: Eukaryota; Metazoa; Arthropoda; Insecta; Coleoptera; Curculionidae. The record is from the annotation of a GenBank genome assembly.
AUGCUUCAAUUCAGAUUACUUUUAUUGGGAGCAGCGCUCAUUGGCGGCAUAGGAAUGGCAGUCUAUCGGCACUAUAAAAGUAGGGAGCAACAACAGCAAUAUUCCUACGGGGAUAACAGCCCUUCAGGAUCUUCAAACCAUGGAACACGAGCCAGGUAUAGAAGAAGGGUACGUCCACAACCAGGAGAAAUGUGCAGCAUCUGUUUGACAGAAGUCUUCACCGAGGGCAGAUUUUUGGAGUGCGGCCACGAAUUUCACAAGGGUUGCAUCAACCUUUGGCUCAACAGUGAAAAAAAGGUUUGCCCAAAUUGCAGAGCUCCAGUUUUAUGA